This is a messenger RNA of Heterostelium album PN500, 177 nucleotides long. RefSeq lists its product as uncharacterized. The coding region runs from base 1 to 177 and encodes 58 amino acids. The transcript has a single exon. NCBI's taxonomy places the organism in Eukaryota, Evosea, Eumycetozoa, Acytosteliales, Acytosteliaceae. The record is from RefSeq and is a predicted model, not a curated record.
AUGAGUAAAGUUCCAAAACAACCACUUGAAGGUAUAACAGGUUCAGCAGGAUACUCAACUAUGUCAGAUCCAGGUCAAUACGAACAACCAGCUCAAUACAGUCGACCACAACCUAUUCAAUACGGUCAACCACAACUAGGUCAAUAUGGACCACCACAGCCAUGUCAAUACGGUUAA